AUGGAGAUGAACUAUGAUGAGGCGACCCUUCGCCAACUUGAAGAGGAGCUGAAUACGAAGAUAUAUCCAGGAACGGAGAUCAUGACCGAUGUUGGGUCGCAUCAUUUCGUCAGACAGUCGGGAGUUUCUUCGAGUGUCCUAGUUCCUCAGCCCUCCAAGGAUCUCAACGAUCCUCUGAACUGGAACAGAUAUUGGAAAUUCACCACCAUAUUCAUCGCCAUGUCGAGCAAUUUUAUUAUGGGAAUUGGCCCGCUUGCACUAUCUCCCAUGUUCUCCGAUCUUAUGGAAGCAUUUAAUUCCGAUUUGGCCGCUGUAGUGCAAUUUACUGGAGUUUGUAUUUUGGUUCUUGGAUUCAGCAAUUUCUUCUGGGUUCCCAUUUCCGAUACUUUUGGAAGACGGCCCGUCAUAAUUUUCUCAUCACUAGUCUGCUUAGCCUCUAAUAUAUGGCGCGCGAAAGCUGUUUCAUAUGGCAGUUUUAUGGGCGCCUGUGUUCUGAAUGGGUUUGGAGCGGGUCCCUGCGAGACUCUUUGUCCUCAAGUUAUCACCGACAUAUUCUUUCUUCAUGAACGAGGUCUAUAUAAUACCAUCUAUUUCGCUUUUUAUUUUGGGUCUCUCAUGGUCGGACCUAUAAUAUCAGGGUCUAUGGCUCUUCAUGUUGGUUGGCGUAGCUUUUGGUGGCUUAACGUCGCAUGCUUUUGCGUCCUCAUCAUUGCUGCUGUUUUUAUCUUCCCGGAGACAAAAUGGCACCGUGCCCAUCCAAAUGAAGUCAACAAUUUGCCGGACUCAGCUGGCUCUAACACAGGAUUGACGACCGAGAAGGACAACAUUAUAUCUCUGGAGAACUCUUCCAAGCAACCGACAGCCGCGACUCAAACUCCCAACCAAGCCGAUGAUACAGCAAUCGAUCCAUUUUUACACAGAGGAUGUCCUUCGAAAAGCCAGUUCCACAUCUACCAACCCAAUAAAAACUGGAUAAAGUCCUUAUUUCUCGCGUUUUGGGUUCCCUGGCGCCUGCUUGCAUUUCCGAUCGUCGAGUUCGCAGCUUUUGUGGUGUCUUGGUCGGCAAGCUGUUUCUUGACAGCCAACUUGACCCAGAGCCAAGCCUUUGGUGCUCCCCCUUACAAUUGGUCUAGCCAGUCGAUUGGGUUCACAAACUUUGCAACUCUUGCGGGCGCUAUGAUUGGGCUCGUCACGAAUGGGCCUCUAUCGGACUGGAUCUCAAUGCGAGCCACCAAAAAGAAUCGUGGGAUUCGAGAGCCAGAGAUGCGAUUAACAACCCUGAUUCCUUACGUGCUGAUAUCGAUUAUUGGAAACUUUGUUGUUGCAUUUGGAUAUGAGUAUCACUGGGACUGGAGGGCCAUUGUCAUCAUUGGGUACACCUUUGCCGGUAUUCAAGUAACGGCUUUACCUGCAAUUGCAAGUACCUAUGCGGUUGAUAGUUACAAACCCGUAGUUGGUUCUGUCUUCAUUGCUAUCACCGUCAACAAGAAUGUUUGGGGUUAUGGAUUUAGCAAGUUCAUCACUCCCUGGACCGAGAAAUCUGGCUAUAUCCCAGCCAUUAUGAUGAACAUGUGUCUCACUGUUCUUUGGUGCUCAUUUGGCAUUGUGUUUCAUUUCUGGGGUAAGCGGUGCAGAAAAUGGACAGCCAAAUCAGACAUCUGGAAGCUUGGAUAUGCGGGAAACUAG
Messenger RNA from Penicillium macrosclerotiorum, 1686 nucleotides. RefSeq lists its product as uncharacterized. The record is from RefSeq and is a predicted model, not a curated record. Lineage: Eukaryota; Fungi; Ascomycota; Eurotiomycetes; Eurotiales; Aspergillaceae. The transcript is spliced from 8 exons. The coding region runs from base 1 to 1686 and encodes 561 amino acids. Gene Ontology annotation, biological process: transmembrane transport. Gene Ontology annotation, molecular function: transmembrane transporter activity.